AUGUGCGGUGUGUCGGGGGUCGGUGGACAUGACGUACCAUUGCCUUCGCUCGUGACCUCCAGUGACAAGUGGCUUGUGUACGGCUGCGCUACCGACGCAUUGGUUGUGUGUGCACUGAAGGAUGAACUUCCCUCAUCUUGUUCUUCUAACGCCGGUUCCACCGGAGGUGAGAGCGAUUUUGUUCAAAAUACAUCUGUGGUAUCGCUUCCCGCAGGUGAAGAGUUGUCUGUUGUUUGUAUACAUCCAGUAAAGGACCUUUUGUGCGUUGGGACUACGCUUAACGGCGUUUACCUGACGACGGCAGCGAACCCCAACUUUAGUGCCGGUGCAAAACUGUCCCUUCGAUUCAGCGGUAUUGUCAGCCACUGUGCGUGUUUUGUUAAUGGAGUAGAAGAGGGACAUGACAUAUUGGUGAUGUCGUGUUUGUUGGAGGAGGCACUAGUGGAAUGCCACAAACUGUUACUGUGGGACGUUUGUUCAAAAGCACUUCUUUGGCGGGGAUGUACCGAAGCAAUGGUCUCAAUAACUGCUGUACCGGGAGUGGUUGGCUUUGCAAGCUGUUCGAGAAGGCACUUGCUAAUGUGGUCUUUUCGUAACGGUGCCAGUAGUGCCUCUUCUUUAACUUCGACUGCCAACAGUGCUGUAGGGGCCGACGAAGACAGUGGUGGGACGAUCACCGUUUUCAGUAAAACGUUCGCCGCUGUUGAGGAGCUGCAUGAUGUGGAGUAUGUGUGCGUUGUCACUCCAGCCUCGUCGGCAGAGAAGUCGUUGACGGUUCUUACAACUAAGGGGUUCCUUGUCUCAUUCAAUCUCCAUAGCGGUGAGCCACUCAAGUGGAUGGACUGUAAAAUUUCUUCAGUCACGUCAGCAUACAGAUGUGGAGGAGAUAUUGUGGUAUGUGGCGGUCUUGUUCGUUUCUUCUCAGAGGACUGGGUGUUUCGUGGAAAGAUCAGACCACCAGAGCACUCUCCUCAUCCCGGGACACCCCAUGCACCACAUUCGACUGGUUUGACCUGCACAGGAGCUGCACCUUGUGGCGGUAACGCAAUAGCUUUUUUCUUCACGGGAGGUGGUAUCGUUAGAUGCCGUAUCGGGCGUUUGGGAGUUGAAGCAAAAAUGUGUGACUCCGUAAGCACGUGCUCCAAGUUGACCUUUCAUUGUGUGUACGAAUAUGUACCGAUAUCUCCGCAUGAUGCGCCUAUUCAAUUGUUGGCUCUGACGCCGGAUGUGAUAUGCCUUCACUCGCGGCAUCAGCUCCGAUUGUAUGGUACUCCUCUGUUGUUUAGUCGGGGCAACAUGUCAUUUGAGAGUACUUGCUGUGCGUAUCAUCGCGGUUUAGGCGUAAUUGCGAUGUAUGAAUCUUCUGCCCACCAAAUAGUUGCUGUAACACCGGGGUUGGAAAGGGUGUUAUGUCGUUUGGGUUUGGAGGUGCCACUCACAGCCCUGAUCACCUUGGAAGAUAACCAAUUUGUAGGUUUGUCGGCCGCUAAUACAAUUAUUUACCUUGAGGGACAGUGGGGGGAAGAUAUGCAGCACUUUUCCCUGCGGUUAUUGCGAAUACAACGUUUUGCGGAACUCAAGACGCCGUUCACGCAUCUGGCAUACUCAGCAGGUGUGUUGCAUGUCGCCUCCUCCCGUGAGGUUGUUAACUUGCAUACAGGGCACAUUACUAGCUUCAACGAUGAUAUCAUUGCCCUAAUUCCGGCCAGCGGCGGCGCAUUGCUUGUAGUACACACUCACUCAUGUAUUUUCUUGAGUCCUAGCGGGGUGACACCUGUUGGUUUCCCGUUCCUUGAGGCCGACUUGCGUGGUGCUGCGUCGUCCCUGGGCAGAAGGUACGUGGCGCUCUACAAUGAAGGAAAUGUGCAUGUUGUUGAACUAAGCAGCGGUAAGCGCGUCAAGCAUAUCAGCGCCCAACGUGGUGCGAGCGGGGCCUCCCCAACUACAAUUAGAUGUGUUGGAUUCACAGCGGAUGACAGCAGUAUUGUGGUGUGUGAUUCGAGAGGGGUUCUGGAGGUGCACGGCUUUGAGGGCACGGGGCUGAUAUCACCCGGUAUUUAUGGUGAUGCCACUUCGGCAGACGACACAAAUACGAAUCGCUUUUCUAGAGAAAGCAGUUGUUCCAGCAGUAGGCGUGCAAAGCAGCUCGAUGGGCCCACGAGCACUGAGUUGCAGAACCGCUUCAAAGAUUUACAUGGUUUCUACGAGGCGUCCCGACGCGUGGCAACGGAACGAAAAGCUUACAAACUGCCCGAGAGACAUUCAAAGUUUGCAAGCAGCACUGGUACCAACUCAUCAUCAGGACGAUCUACUCCAAGCCCACCAACGUCGGCCAACAGGAGUAGUGGGAAAAACGCGUUCCGUGUCCAAGACGGGGAUGAGGGUUUGCUGCCAACGCCCAAAAAGUCGCCGUAUCCAGCCCGGCGCUGGAAAGCAGCUGAUGUGCCGGCAAGCUUACUUAAUGUUGGUGCUGGUGGAAACGAAAUUCUUGUUUCAGCUUCUUUAGUUGAAGUUUCGGCAUUGACUUCCAUAGAUUCAAAACAUAACGAUCUCAGUAGCGUGCUGGAAGGCGGAGCAGCCGCCUUAUCGUGGGCAGUAAAUGACAUUCCACGCGACAGCGGAAAAUGCAGGGUCCCGGACUCUCCCGCUUACGUUUUGCAGAGUCCUACACGGAAGGGAGAACCUUUGUUGAGCCCAAUGAAAGUACCUGAGGACGACGUGGUAAACGUUGACUCGUUUGAUCGCGUUGACCCGCGGCGGAUCGAACGGCUACACUCACAGACUGCAGGGCACGAUGACCCCACAGCGCUGCAGUGCCAUCGUACAAAUUCGUCUGACGGCAUCGCGUCUCUGCGCGCAAGGUCGCUGGAUAUACGCGAUGGGCUCAAAGAACUUGCUGAUGCGUACGAGCGUCUCGGUGAAGAAGAUGGGGAUGAUGUGGAUGAGACGACCAUGGAAGAAAUGUUCUCCACUGUAAGUCGACUCUAUACAAGAUUGCAGUCUCGUCAAAGCCGCCGCUCGAAUAGCAGCUGUAGUUUCGCGAGUGAUCAGUCUUCGGCGUCGAUCAACGCUAUGCUCGCGAACCUACAGCUUCUGCAAUGCCAAAAUAGUCGUAUAGAGGCCCAGAACCGCGAGAUCCUGUCGAAACUUAGCUCUGCGAACGGUCGAUAA
Messenger RNA from Trypanosoma brucei brucei TREU927, 3171 nucleotides. RefSeq lists its product as hypothetical. Lineage: Eukaryota; Euglenozoa; Kinetoplastea; Trypanosomatida; Trypanosomatidae. The transcript has a single exon. The record is from RefSeq and is a predicted model, not a curated record. The coding region runs from base 1 to 3171 and encodes 1056 amino acids.